GCAUUAUGUGUGUGUGUUAGUGUGAGUGUGUUGAACGGGUUUUCCUUGUGGGCCUUUGAAUUUUUGCAAAUUACACAAAAUUAAAAAGUAAUGCAAAAUUGUGGUCCUUUAAAUUAGUGCCAGCGAACCCUGCUUGGCGAAAAGUGAAAUCCUUAAGGCAGCAUUUUUAAUCUACAGUUUCAACAACAAUUGAUUUUUCGCGUCUUCUGUGGCACGACGGCGUGCGCGUUUGGGUGUGUGUGUGUGUGUGUUUGUGUGCGAGUCCUGCGACGACCUUCGGCGUAUGCCGUUCAAAUAUAAAACCGAAUUUCAGUUUGCCAGUUAUAACUGGUAAUACGCACACACGACAUACAAAGAAAACAAAAGCCACUGCCUGAUCUAAACGGGUCGGGUCCUGACUGCAGGAAGUUGCCGCCUGAGCUGCUGUUGCAGCUGCCGUUGCCGCUGCCGACGCCGCGUGUUUUGUUUUUGUUGUUGUUGCUUGUUGCUCCGCUCAAUCCGCCUCAUCUGACCUGGCGAGAGAGCGCAGGAAGAAUGAACAGUUAAUCGCGCGCGCGUGUGUACUCGUAUGUGUGAUGGACUGCGUGUUUGUGCAUUCAAUUUGCACAAAAUAAAACGUUCAUAAUUUGCAAUUCCGCCCGUCCGCAAACAAAUAAAAUUGCCAUCCAUUUUAGUGCCGUCUCGCCGCCUCAGCUACACCGUCAGCUUCGCCAUCAGCAUUUCUUUAUUGGAAAUGUCCGCAACGACACUUUUAGACGUGAAGGAGCAGCAUUUGGAGAGCAGUAUGGCCAGAGCAGACGAGGACUUGGUGGCCUGUCUAGGCGCUCUGGAACUGGGUAAUGAGGCAGCCAGUGUAUCAGACAACACAGUGACAAACAGUCACAUACAAAGCAACUGCAAUGAUGGCAGCGACAGCGGGCUGGACAUAGCCAGUUGCUGCAUCUCACGCGUCACACUGGAGCGUGCUCUGAGCAGCAACAGCGGCGGCUACACCAGCAGCAAUGGUGGUCUAGAGGAAAGUUCCACCCACACACAGAGUCAGCUGAGCUGCAAUUCCGAUCUCUACGAGCUCAAGGCUUUGCCAUCGUUGUCAACGGCUCAGUCCCAGAGCCAUGCCAGCUACGAUUGUUGCAGCGAAAAUGGCAGCGAAAGCUCCAGGGAAGUGCUGGAACAAUCUGUGCCGAAGACGCCGGUGCGUCGCGUGAAUGGUAGUAUAAAGAAAAAGGUGGCCAUGUUCGAACCUUCUCCAGGGCCUUCAAAUGCAAAGGCAGAGGAGCCCCAGCGGGGUAGAGUGGUAAAUCUGAAGCGGGCGGUCUCUCUGCCCCGCCAUAGUGUAGGCCCUGCCACACUGGCUACCCCAACUGCGGCCUCCACAGCGUCCACCUCCACAUCAAGGGAGAAACACCGAGGAGAGCGAUUAUCCUCGGCCUCCUUUCGUAUACCUUCGACAACGGCAACAGGCGUGCCGACGCCCACUCGUCCAGCACGCCCACAAAAGCCGGACACGCUGACCAGCGCCCUGAGCCGCACUCAAUCUAUUAGCAUGCAGCGUCUAGUGCAGCGCACACCAUCGUUAAGUCGCGCCCGCACUCCCGGCACGCCGUCCGACGAUGGACGAUGGCCAACCAACAGAGGCGGAGGCUCCGCCAGACGUGGUAUGUCCGUUACGCCUGAUGUGACGGCCGUUAAGAUGCGAAACAGCAUGUUAGCCAGUAGUCUCGGCUCUGGAGGCUAUGGCACCUUGCCGCGUCAGCGCAAACAGCAGUCAGUGGAGGAUCUCAGCGGGGCUGGGAGCCGUGUGUCGCGUAGCAACUCGAUUACUAGAGCUGAUACACGUAUGACCGCAUCCGUAAUGGUCAUGUCCUCAAGCACUCGUCGCAGCUUGGUGCCGUCAGUGACGGCCAAAGUGAAUUCAUUGCGACGGCCCCAAGCACUUCAACGCACGCGCAUUUAUCAUGAAACGGCAGUACAGACUGCCCUGACCAGUCAGGAUUUGGAUCAGGUGUUUAAUGGCGGUGUGGCGCAGGCACGUGCUGUGGAUGCCGUGGAGCAGCGCAAUCAGAGCACACAGGCUGAGGAUGUGCGGGAUUGCGAGCUAGAGCGUUUGCGUGACGAAAUCCGUCAGUUGGCGCAGCGGGAACACGAGCUGAGCGGCAAGUUGCAGCGAGAGCGUGAAGAGAAGUUGGCCAUGCAACGGGAGCUGCAUCUAAACACGGAGCGUGUGAUGGGAAUGUUGGAAAUGGCGAGAGUUGUGGGCGCUAAUGCGGGAACACCCACCUCUGAGGACAGCGGCGAUGGCAGCGGGCACGACAGUCUACUAAUGCUCGAGUCCCAGAUUCAGAUGAGCGGUCACGAGCUCUUCGAGCGUCAGCAGGAGAUAAGUCAAUUGCGGGCCCUUGUUCGGGCGCUGCAAAUGGAAAUGCGACGUUCGCUAGCCACACAAGAAUGUCUGAUCCAAGAGAAGGCAACAAUCGAACAGGAAUCGAGUGAAUUGCAAGACUUUCUACAGCACGAGAAAGCGUCACUGUGUGAUGCCCUCAAAGAGUUAGAGACAGAGAAUCAAGGCUGCAAGGCGCAGUUGGCCAAUCGUGAGGAAGAGGCAAAAGUGUUGCGUGACGAAUGCAGACAUUUAGUGCGUCUGAAUGAGCAGCGUCGCCAGGAAAAUCGUCUGCUACAGACCAAGUAUUCCGCACUAGAGACUAAGUCACGGGAGCUCAUACAUCAGCAAAAUGCUUCGGUGGCAGGGGCUUCUACGGCCUUAUCAGGACUACAUUCACGCCUCGAUAGCCUCGUGGAACAGCUGGUCUACUCGUACAGCAUUUCCGAACAAGACUUGGAGGACAUACGUUUUCAGAAUGAGGCGAUUGCCACUGAGGCAGACAACUCCCAGAAUGGUAACAGCGGCGGCUCCAACGGCAAGCCCAAUGCUCUCGAUCUGCCGCUUGAACAAGUGACAGCCAACGAAGCCCUACACACGCUGGUACUCGCCAGCGAUGGCUCAUUAUCGCCGCAACGUAAUCAGUCCUUUAUAGCCGCCGUCAUCAGUGCCAUACGCCAGGCCACUACCCACUCGGGCAAGCGCUUGUCACUUCGUCAAGGUGGGAAGCGAAACGGCACGGCUGUACAGACAACGGCGAGCGGCCAAGUAAAUGCCGCAACGAACGAACAAACAACACAAAAUGGCACUGGCGACGAUUCCGACUCCACAGAGAUGCUGGACUCUGAAACGGAACCCUGUCUAAUGAUGGACAAUGUACUCGAGGAUGUCGUGCACCCAGACUCGCACUCCCACAACAUGGUGUCCUCGUGCACGGGCAUGAUAUCGCAAAUCGAGUUGCCCACAGAACUGAUCAGCCAAUGUAGCCAGCCAGCGACGACAGCCACGGCCAAUGGCGAUGAUUCAUUGCAACAGUUGUCCCAGGCCAUCACGAAUCGACAGCAGAUGGAACUCCACAUGCACAAACUGAAUGUGAUGCCCAUCAACAAUCGCGAUCAGUGUAAUACCGAAGAUCUCAGCUGUCACGACUCCUUGGCCGAGUUGCCUUCUUUAAUGGAAUAUUCCACAGCUCAGGCAGUGGUCGACCAAGUCAUUGAGGUGGACACCUUGGUCACAAAACUGCUAAAAGUCCUGAGACUUGUUCAGAUGGACAAUGACAAUUGCAUACAGCAGCUCAUUGUGGAUAAAAACAAAUUGCAACAACACAAGGAGGACAUGCUUGAGAAACUGAAAGACUUGGAGGAUGUCAAUCUAAAGCUGCAGGACGAGCUCAUGGAUGCCACUCAGGAACUGAUGAUCAAGGGUAGUGAUCUGACGAGCGCCAAGGCUGAAAUGCAGCGACAUCGCAACGAGAUCGACCGCCUCAACGAGGACAUCUGUACGCUGAGCACGCUCUGCAGCAACUACAAGAAGCUCUCGCCAACCACAGAGUUUCCGCCCAUGCAGCUACUGACGCCCAACAAGGCGCCCGAGGAGGGUGAUGUCCAGGGCAUUCUUAAUCUCCUGAAAAUGUGGCAGGCUGGUGGACAACUGGAGGAUGUGCGUAUUAGCAGCUUUAUGCGCAAUCUCUUCGCCACAAAUGCAUCGCGUACAUCGCUCCUAAAGGAUAACAACAAUGUGGAGCGCCUACGCAUCUAUGCCAAUCAGUUGGAGCACGUGUCCCGCGUACUUGACGACAGUGAGCUGCACCAAGCGGUCAACUAUGCGCCUUUGCAGCAGCUGCGACAGGACAUAGAGAUUGUUCGCCUGAAUGCCAACUGGACCCAGGUGCUGGGCGAGGACAAUGUGACACAACAGCCCAACAAUCUGCCCGAUCAAAAUGCCAAUGGAAGUGCCCCGUCCGCCGAUGUGCCGCAGCCGCUCUGAUUUGUGUCAAAUUGUUGAUCGUGCAUAUACCAUAUAUAUGUGUCCGAUUCUUCUAGUUGUUUACUUAUAUGUUAUGUAGUUAGUUCGAAAUUUUUGCGUCCAAUCAACAUUUUGGCGGUGCACGGGCGAAACAGUCAACUACAGAGUAGAGAUUAAACUGUUAUAUUCGGGACUGCCUAAAAGUAUGCUUUAAAAAUUUCAAAUAAUUUAGAGCCCAUAAUAUUAUUUAUUUCCUAAAGACUAAGCGGUAUUUUAAAGAGCAUUAAGCUCGUGCAAAGUAAAGUGCAAGAUUUCUUAAAGUUUGAAAAGAUUUUGCAACACCUUUAUUACCAUAUGCCGAAGCCUAGCUUACAUCGGGGUCACCAAAUGAUGAACGGCUCCAUUUCCGUCACUUCUUUCUAUUAAGGAAUACGAGCACAUUCCACAGUAAGCAAACAUAUUUUAAACAACCAGAGUAUUACUAUUAAGGCUCGAUUUAGUUAGUAUUUAUUUAUUUAUUAUGGCUAGACUGUUUCAAACGUGCACUGCGUUUUGACUAACGCUAAAGCUCAUUUAAUAUUUGUCCUCCUAGUGUAUUAUGUUUAUGUAUUAG
This is a messenger RNA of Scaptodrosophila lebanonensis, 4955 nucleotides long. RefSeq lists its product as uncharacterized. The transcript is spliced from 8 exons. NCBI's taxonomy places the organism in Eukaryota, Metazoa, Arthropoda, Insecta, Diptera, Drosophilidae. The record is from RefSeq and is a predicted model, not a curated record. Bases 734 to 4363 code for a protein of 1209 amino acids.